AGUCUCUGGCGCUGCUAAUCACAUGACCUCUAUUCUAUCCAAGUCAAUUCAUGGAUGAGCUGGCUCUUCGUUAUGACGUACAACUGUCAAGAGCUCAAGCAAAGCCAGCCCGCCCAGCUCAUCGGGAGGGUGUCAAUGAUGAAAACUUUUUUCAACUUUUCUGCAUUGGAGAAGGGUAUGGGAUCCCCUUCAAUCGCAUGUAUCGGCAUAAUUGGAAAACUCGACAAUCCUCUCCAUAUCUCAAUAUUUCCACCUCAUGAGGACUCUCGCCUCGAGCUUUCGCUUCUCCUAAACUCAUGUCUUGAUCUGGUUGCAAUACGCUGGAAACACACGUCGGUGGAUCAGUACUUGGGCCUAUUACAUGCUUUCGACGAGAGGUUUGCUGCCUAUGGGUGGCUAACGAAUACUGGUGUCAAGUUUUUGAUUAUCGUCGACAUGGAUGGGAAUGUCACAUCUAGCGUCGACAAGAAGAAGAUGGCACCUCUCGUCGGUCUCCGUGAUUCAGACUUGAAACCGGCAUUCCGAGUAUUGCAAACUGCGUAUAUUAAGCUAUUGCAGAACCCCUUCUACCAGGCUGACGAUACAAACCCAGUAGGAAGAACAACAAUGUUCACAGAGAGUUUCAAAACAGCGAGUAAUCAGUUCAUCCGCGAGAUUCAAAUGAUUGGUAGAAGCUGGUCAGUUGAGAUAGCAGAAAUUUAACAAGUACAAUAGCUUGAAAAGAAAAUGCUUUGAAUACUAUAUUGAAAAUUUAAUAUUACAGUAACAUAUAUUACAGUAACAUAACAUAUAUUAAAAGUAGACAAAAUAUAUAAAAAAAGUAUCUAUUAUAAAGGCUACUAAUAUAUAAGAUAUAUAGAUCUGAAAAAAUAAUUAUAUUUAUGUUUAAUUCUCA
Blastomyces dermatitidis ER-3 is the source of this 895-nucleotide messenger RNA. RefSeq lists its product as uncharacterized. Gene Ontology annotation, biological process: endoplasmic reticulum to Golgi vesicle-mediated transport. Gene Ontology annotation, cellular component: TRAPP complex; cytoplasm; nucleus. The transcript is spliced from 3 exons. The record is from RefSeq and is a predicted model, not a curated record. NCBI's taxonomy places the organism in Eukaryota, Fungi, Ascomycota, Eurotiomycetes, Onygenales, Ajellomycetaceae. The coding region runs from base 55 to 702 and encodes 215 amino acids.